Molecule: messenger RNA, 4587 nt
Organism: Sarcophilus harrisii (Tasmanian devil)
Lineage: Eukaryota; Metazoa; Chordata; Mammalia; Dasyuromorphia; Dasyuridae
Product: ATP-dependent RNA helicase DDX19B
Exons: 12
Coding region: 13-1815 (600 amino acids)
Biological process (GO): poly(A)+ mRNA export from nucleus
Cellular component (GO): cytoplasmic stress granule; nucleus
Molecular function (GO): RNA binding; RNA helicase activity; ATP binding
Source: RefSeq, a predicted model, not a curated record
UAGCCUGGUCCCAUGAUGACUCCAGCUUCCAGGUGUUUAGAAGUGUGGUUGCCACCACCUGGGGGAGAAGGAAUCUGCAGCCCUGGGGAGCAGGGUGGGGGUGGCCUUUGGGGGUCUGACUGGGCUCUGCCACCCAUGGGCCUCUCUUGCUCCCCCAGGUCGGAGGCUGGCCAAGUCUCCUCAAGAUGUCUACCCCAAGGACCAGCUGCUUUUGAGGGCCCUUCCCUGGUCCUGAUUGGCUGUCCCAACCCAUCCUCCAUCUCCCCAGCCAAUGACAGCCUCCUCCACAACUGGACCCUACCCAGGGUGACAGUUGGAGCUGCUGUAACUGCCACUGCCCAGGGGGGAACUGUGGAGGCCAUGGCCGGCAGGAGUGGCCGAGCCCGGGGCCGUGCCCUGGGCCUCUUCUCUCUGGCCCUGCCUGUGGGGGACUUGAGCAACUUACAUCUGAAGGAAGACAGAGUCAAACCAGAUACCAAUGGUACUAUUGUGAAAUCCAAUGAAAAUGUAGAAAAGACAGAUGAGGAGGAGAAAGAGGAUAGAGCUGCCCAGUCAUUGCUAAAUAAACUGAUCAGAAGCAAUCUUGUUGACAACACAAAUCAAGUAGAAGUCCUACAACGGGAUCCAAAUUCCCCUCUCUAUUCAGUGAAGUCUUUUGAAGAACUUCGACUGAAACCUCAGCUUCUACAAGGAGUCUAUGCUAUGGGUUUCAACCGACCAUCUAAAAUACAAGAAAAUGCAUUACCUAUGAUGCUUGCUGAACCCCCACAGAACUUGAUCGCUCAGUCUCAGUCCGGUACUGGUAAAACAGCUGCAUUUGUCCUGGCUAUGCUUAGCCAAGUGGAACCUUUGAACAGAUACCCCCAGUGUUUGUGCCUCUCACCAACUUAUGAGCUCGCACUUCAGACAGGAAAGGUGAUUGAACAGAUGGGCAAAUUUUAUCCAGAACUUAAACUUGCUUAUGCUGUUCGAGGCAAUAAAUUAGAAAGAGGCCAGAAGAUCAGUGAGCAGAUUGUGAUUGGUACUCCUGGCACCGUCCUGGAUUGGUGCUCCAAGCUGAAAUUCAUUGACCCCAAGAAGAUCAAGGUGUUUGUUCUGGAUGAAGCUGACGUAAUGAUAGCCACGCAAGGCCAUCAGGAUCAGAGUAUCCGUAUCCAGAGGAUGCUCCCUAAGGAUUGUCAGAUGCUGCUUUUCUCUGCUACCUUUGAAGAUUCUGUGUGGAAAUUUGCACGAAAAGUUGUCCCAGACCCAAAUAUCAUCAAACUGAAACGAGAAGAAGAGACAUUGGACACCAUUAAACAGUAUUAUGUGAUGUGCAAUAAUCGAGAUGAGAAGUUUCAAGCCCUUUGUAAUCUCUAUGGGGCCAUCACAAUUGCUCAAGCCAUGAUCUUCUGUCAUACCCGCAAAACAGCUGGUUGGCUGGCAGCUGAACUGUCCAAAGAAGGCCACCAGGUGGCCCUCCUGAGUGGUGAAAUGAUGGUGGAACAGAGAGCUGCAGUGAUUGAGCGUUUCCGAGAGGGCAAGGAAAAAGUGUUGGUGACCACCAACGUGUGUGCUCGAGGUAUCGAUGUUGAACAGGUGUCUGUGGUUAUCAACUUUGACCUGCCUGUGGACAAGGAUGGGAAUCCAGACAACGAGACAUACCUUCAUCGGAUCGGGCGUACGGGGCGCUUUGGCAAGCGGGGCCUGGCCGUGAACAUGGUGGACAGCAAGCACAGCAUGAACAUUCUCAACAGAAUCCAAGAGCAUUUCAAUAAGAAGAUUGACAGAUUGGACACGGAUGAUUUGGAUGAGAUUGAGAAAAUAGCCAACUGAAAAGCAUUGGUUCGAGUUGACCUACGCCCUCUGGAUGUGCAUCAUCAGUUCCAUUUGGACUGUUUGGUUUUCAAAUUGGCACAACUCUCGGCCAGUCACCAAAAAAAGGACUAAGGCGGGAAUGCAUAGAAAUUACCUACCUCAUUUCAAAUUACGUUUGGAUUUAACAAAAAAAAAAAAAAAUUGUGCAAAUAAUGGGGGGAGGAUAGAAAGAGAAAAAAUGUUUACAUGAGCUCUUAAGAUUAGGCAUGAAUACACAGAAAUUACCUUUUUGACAAAUUUCUUUCUUUCUUAUUUAAAGUUAAUGUAUACCAAUCUUAAAUGUAAACUAAGGACUUGUCAAAGCUUUGGUUAAUUUCUGCCUCUUGACCUUCUUGUGGUAGUGUAUAGAUGUCUCUUCUUUUGCCUGGGAUAGGCAUAUAUUAGUGUAUGUACCUGCUUGCAUCUAUCUGCAAAAGUGACAUUGUAGAAAUGAGGAGAAACUGAGUAGUAGAAGCUAUAUGGUGCUGGCCACCAGGGCCCUGAGGCAUGCUGAACUAUUAGAUUGAGUGGAGUAGGGGAAUCCGAUGUAUUUUAUGAGUUAAAGAUUUCCUAGACUAGCAUGAUGAAGCAAAUUUGGGAUACUUUUACCCUCUUGCUAUUUCCAGCCAGGCAAAGCAAUCAGGAAUUGGCUGAAGAAAGGCAAGUAUUUAAAUUUGGAGCCUUUCUUGCAUUUAGGUUUAUAUUCCAGAAUCCUGUCUUAACCUCUCUGGCUGUUGUACUGACACGAGUCAUUACAAACUGGUGUAGCAUCAUAGGUACCAUUCCACUCCAUGUGGCUGUUCUGAUGCCUGGUAGGAAAUAUUUUUCCAGCAUCCCUGUUAUGCCCAGGAUCAAUCAGCAAUAACCAGUGGAAAGUAGACAAAUGUUUUUGGAUCUUUUCCUCUUCAGCAAAACCAGAUACUAAAAAUCUCUGCUUUUGUGACUAGACUGGAAAAGACAGAAGGAAGUGUUUGAAUGAGAUUGGAAGAAACCCUGGACAACGUAGCCAUCAAUGGUCACAUGUAUUGUCACUCUGGCAUUGCUGUCCAGAUCCAAAAGAGAAGGCUAGGAGGAAUCCCUUCCUUGGGUUAUAAGAAAUCCUUUUCAAAUAGAGAUUCUAACUCAGUGUCUGAGGUGGUUGGUAUGCAAAUGCCUGCAGUCAUAAUUAGAAGUGUACUAGAAAUGCUCUAUCUUUGACGUGUUUUAUCUCUAGCUUUGAUUUUUAAGCUCAUUUAUACCUUUAUCAGUAGUGGUCACCAAAAAAAUGUCAUGGGACCAUCUUACACUGAAUAUUUUUUCACUGGCAAUAGUAAUUUGUUCUUUCUGGCAUUCAAACUGGACUGUUUAGCCUCUUUCAAAAAGGACAGAAAGAACAAGGAUAAACCACAGCUAUCUAUGUGCUUUAGGACUGCUAGCCUUCUAUCUUCCCAGGAUAGGAUAUCUUAGUUUAGGUUUCUCUACAAGGUCCUUUAACAAGGACCAAUUAUUCUUUUGAAUGGUUGUCCAGACCUGAUGCCUCUCAAAAUAGAAUGGCCUUCCUAAGCUUCUCCUAUCCAGAGAAAAAAUGGGGGAGUAUAGUUGUUCAUUGGAUACAAGGCAGUUGAGUAGUUCUGAUUUCCUAAACUGGAGAUGCUAAGGAAGGGGGAGGAGGAACCACGAUAAUUUCCCAGAAAUGUUGCUUCUCUAACCCCACCAUCUCAAUCCCAAAGGACUAGUUUUUUUUUUUUUUUUUUUUUUUUUUUUUUUUUUAUCAUUGAACAAUUGCUGUAGACCCCAGAUAGACUCAUUCUAAAUGGAUUCUGAGCUUCUCUAGUAAAAUAGUUUAUGGUGUCUACUAGGUGUGCUCAUGGCACCAAGUUGCUUUAUGCGUGUCCCUUCUCUUGGGUUAUAAAGCUUCUUUCUCUUUUUUACAUAUUGUUAAAAAGAGGAAGAACUCAUCAAAUUCUUUCCUGACAUCUCCAUCUAUCUCUGGAUGGGCAUAUCUUAAUAGCUGCUCUUAUGUCAUAAUUAAUGUAAGCUACACUUAAGAAAGCCGAUUCAUGAUCUUCAGCCUUUUAGAAUCUUUCUGAACUUUUCCCCUAAACUUCCUUGAUGUUUUUGGUUCCAUUUUCCUCCACCUUUUUGACCAACCCCAGCCUUAAACACAAGGAAAUUUCAAACUAAUUUUUACUUUUUUUCUUUAAAGAUGAAAGUAAAUGGACAGAAAGAUGGUUUAGUUUAGUUGGGUUGAGAUAAUUGUGUAACCUCACAGAAAUCUGAUAAGAGAUAGGGAGAGCAGGCUUCCUGCUAGGGUUUAGGCUGAUUCUCCCAACAUACAGUCAACUGCUAUUUCCUCUGGUGGAUUUAAGGGGGAAAACAGUAGCAGACCAGGGCCAGUGAACCUCCAAAGGAUCCUCUAGCAAAAGGGACAUUUGUCUAGGAUGGGUGACUGGAUAGAGUCUUUUUCCUCCUUUGAAUGGCAUGUUCUGUUCCUUUGUUGUUAGUUUCUUGUCUUUGUCUUUUCUGUCAAGCUUUUUAAGAGGGAGCAGUGGGCUAUUGCUUCUUCCAUAUGGGUUAUGGCUAUCUUGAUUAAUUCUGCUAAGGAAUGGAGGGCAAGGCUAUGGAUGCUGUGGAGCAUAUAUGGCACAAAGGAGAGACGAAUGACUACAGUAUCUAGAACUGCUUUCCUAGGACCAAUUUCUGGUUCUGACUUGUGCCUUUGAGCAGACUUGCUACUCAGGUCUGGUUAGAACUCUCUAUUUUGCCUAUUAA